UAUAAACACUACAAUUAUAUAAACAAUCUAUAUUUCAAAAAAUGCAUUUAAAUCAUGAAUUUUUAAAAAGCUUGAUAAUGACAUUUUUUGUAAUUUGUCAGUGCCACCACCUAUGAUAGACCAGGAGUUAGUGAGCUAUAUAGAGAAACACACAAGAGCACAGCGACUUAGUGACCUCUGGAAAAAGCUUCAUCUCGGACGGAUUACUAGUUCCAUAUUUGGUGAUGUUCUUCAAUCAGGAGACAAACCCACAUCCCUUAUCCAACAGAUUUUAUAUGGAUCGAAUCUAGACAAGUACUCUAAGCUACCUCAGGCAGUCCAGUGGGGAGUUGACCAUGAGAUGGAUGCUAAGGAAGACUACCUACAGAUCAGAAGAGCUAUUCAAGUGGAAACUGAUGUACAAGAGUCUGGUCUUACUUUAUGUUCAACCCAUUCUUUUCUAGGGGCUUCCAGUGAUGGAAGAGUGGUUGAUAAUGAAAGCACUGGGCUGCUAGAAAUUAAAUGCCCCUACUCCAUCUCAGGACAAAAUGUAACAUUGUUGGGAAUAUCAGAUAUUAUGUCAAUGAACUCAAAACUGUUUUGUCUCGAAGUUGGUGAAUUGGGUCCUACAUUGAAAAAAUCGCAUAAGUACUAUGCACAGGUUCAAGGUGAGAUGGCAAUCAUCGGACUCCCCUGGGUGGACUUUGUAGUAUGGACAGCGGCAAAGUCAGACAAUAUUUUCAUUGAGAGGAUUUACUUCAAUGAACAAUAUGUAACAAAUAUGCUACCAAAAUUGAUAGAAUUUUACAUGAGGCAUAUUUAUCCACUAUUGUGAAAAUUACAGAAAGUAUAUACAUAUGUAUUUCAAUUUGAAAUAACUAAAUGUAUGAUUGUAUGUAAUGUAAAUAUAUGAGAUUGAUAAAAUAUAUAUAACUUUUCAUC
Magallana angulata is the source of this 921-nucleotide messenger RNA. RefSeq lists its product as uncharacterized. The coding region runs from base 113 to 814 and encodes 233 amino acids. The transcript has 2 exons. NCBI's taxonomy places the organism in Eukaryota, Metazoa, Mollusca, Bivalvia, Ostreida, Ostreidae. The record is from RefSeq and is a predicted model, not a curated record.